ACAACCCUUAUGGCACGAAAAUGGAACCCCUGGAUUCCGAAAUCGUCCCCUUGCAUAAACACGCUACUUUACGUCCGAGCAGCACCAAGGGUCCCGAGCCCCCUACAGCAGCGUCCAGAUCCUUCGCGGGCACCCGGGGCCAGAAGGAGAGAAUGAAGGCGACCCGCUCUAAGACGCCGGAGGAGGUGUCAUCACCUGAGCGCAAGAUCUGCAGCUUCUGCAAACACAACGGGGAGUCUGAAUCUGUGUUUGGGUCCCACAGUCUAAAGGACCAGGAUGGGGACGUGGUAUGCCCGUACCUGCGGCAAUAUAUCUGCCCUCUCUGCGGGGCCACCAAGGCCAAAGCCCACACCAAGCGCUUCUGUCCCCAAGUCGAAACCACCUACAGCUCGGUCCUAUGUCAAGUCAUAGAAGCGCUAGCUCUGGUCCAGGCCGUUACUGCGCUACCCUCUAGACCUACUAACAUAGUCAACUUGUUGUUGCGAGAUGGGUGGGACCAGAGCUAGAGAGGCGCUGGAGAGACUUCAGGCUGUUGUUGUGCAGACUUUCUUGAGCGUCUCUAGCGCACUGUAUGCGGACAAUUGUAAGAGGAUUUACGAGUGGAUAUUCAGCUGAGACGCAGUUUGGAACAGGCUGACAAGUUUGUAGACUGUGUAAUAGGCUGACUAGUUUGUAGAAUGUGUAAUAGGCUGACUAGUUUGUAGACUGUGUAAUAGGCUGACUAGUUUGUAGAAUGUGUAAUUUCCUGUUAGUCGUGUGAUUUUUAUUAUUUAUUUCCUUGACUUUUUCUUGUUUGUUUUCAACCUGUCGCGUAUUUUUAUGUAUUUAUGACGUGUGAUUAUUUGCAUUUAUUUUCUACACAUUUUGGGGUUUGAGUUGUUUUCUUUAAAGUGUAAAUGUCUCUGUCUGUCUGUGACCAAACUAACUACGUCUUUACAUGUUGGUAUGAGAUUUUGUAAAACCUCAACCUCUUAAUGUGUCGCCUACUGAACCGCCCUUAUCAACAAACUCUCAUUGCAGAAUUCGACGUUUUUCCACGUUUCUCCCUGCUACUUUGGGGAGGAAAAACGAAAGUGUUGUUUUCCUGACUUUAAAACGACAUGCUCUAAUUAAUCUAACUGUACAUCUGCAAGUCUACAGGCCUAAAAUAACUAUUAUAAGAAAAUGACUAUUGACAAGACAACUGCUAUUUUAUGAUGUGGUGUGCAGAGCUACUUUGUGUUUCUCAUUUACCAUGCUAGCUACUAUUAAGAACUGUUAUACUUGAAUUACUUUAAUAGAUCUAGAAGUGUUCUUUUUUUUUUUUUUUUUCAACCUCGAUGCAUCUUACGUUGGCUGUACAGGACUUUAAUGUCUGUCACUUUAAAGAACUGCUCUACCCCAUGUUGAAUAGUAUGUUUGUUUAUUAUGAUACAUGUCUUCUAUAAUAAUAACAAUAAUAUCUGCAUUGGCUACUCCUGUGUGUCUUAAUUAUCAGCGAGGUGUCCCUAAAAAGGUGUCCCUGUCUGCACAUCAUGUUGGUGUCCCACAUGGCAUUGUAUUUCUUAAAUAGUGCCCUACUUUUGAUCAGGGGCCAUAGGGCUGUGGUGAAAAGUAGUGCACUAAAUAGGGCUGUGGUC
Oncorhynchus kisutch (coho salmon) is the source of this 1619-nucleotide messenger RNA. Its product is annotated as nanos homolog 3-like. The transcript has a single exon. Gene Ontology annotation, molecular function: zinc ion binding; RNA binding. The record is from RefSeq and is a predicted model, not a curated record. Bases 21 to 506 code for a protein of 161 amino acids. Lineage: Eukaryota; Metazoa; Chordata; Actinopteri; Salmoniformes; Salmonidae.